Messenger RNA from Phycodurus eques (leafy seadragon), 3377 nucleotides. RefSeq names its product innate immunity activator a (gene inavaa). Gene Ontology annotation, biological process: positive regulation of protein ubiquitination; adherens junction maintenance. Bases 180 to 1793 code for a protein of 537 amino acids. The record is from RefSeq and is a predicted model, not a curated record. The transcript is spliced from 10 exons. Lineage: Eukaryota; Metazoa; Chordata; Actinopteri; Syngnathiformes; Syngnathidae.
ACUAAAGCGCUCCUCCCCCUCCAAGGAGAAAUUUGGAGUGGACCGGAGCAGAUCUCCUAAACUGCUCUGCUCUCACAUUUGACCGCUGGCCCUUUGGAGAAACUUCAAUACAGCCUUGCUUAUUUACCAGCAAUGAGCGCGUGAAGAAGAGGAGCACAAACUAAAGUUGCUGAGUCAAGAUGACGGCCAUUGAGAGCAAAGAGGAGAUCAGUGACACUGACAGCGGGAUCAUCUUGCACUCUGGUCCAGAAAGCCCCACGUCGCCUGUCAAGGACCCAAGCACGCACGCCAGAGCCCUCAAACUCAAGCACCAGUCUCUGGAGGGCCGUCUGGAGCUCUGCUUGCUGGAGCUCAGGAAGCUGUGCGUUCGAGAGGCUGAGCUCACUGGUAAAUUACCCUCAGACUAUCCACUCAUGCCAGAUGAGAACCCGCCGCAGGUCAGAAGGAGGAUCGGUGCUUCCUUCAAGCUGGAUGAAGGUCUCAUCUAUCUGGAGAAAGAGGACUCCGAGUUGCACGGCCUUGAGACCGAGCUGGCUCUCCAGCGGCAGAUCUACGAGGCUGCGCGCAAACUCUCGCUGGAGGAGAAGCUCAGCAAGCCUCAGAAGAAGAGCCGCGCGCAGCAGUGCAAGCGGCAGGAGAAGAAGGUGCGCGACCUGCAGGAGGCCGUGUUCCAGUGUAGGAUCCGGAGCGAGUGCAGCUCUCCUUGCAUUGGCGACACUACGACAAAAAGCAAAGAUCUGAACAUGUCUGAUGAUAGCUCACUGUCUGAUGUGGUAGCCCUGGAUGAAGAUGUGGACUCCCUUGGCCCUGUCUCUGCUCCAGUGCCCAACUUGCAGACGUCCUUUGUAAGCCACGAACGCUCUCCGAUCCAGAAUUCUCCCUGGAGGGAGUCCAGUCUGGACCAGCCUUAUCACAAGGCUGCAAAACCUCUACCUGUUGGCAGCAGCAGCUCGGGUAGUACAGCGGGAACACAGGUCUCAGCAGACACCAAUAGAAUUCCUCUCUCUCAGUUCAUAAAGAACUCUGCGCUACGGCCCAAUCACUCCGCCAGCGCCCCUUCCACACCAGAGCUGCACCUGCGUCGACAGUACUCCCAGUCCUUCAGAUAUCCCAAGACGAGGCCGUGCACUGACAAAGAGUGCCUCAGCUCAGAGUCCGUCAGAGUGCAAACCCGCCUGCCGCAGCGGCGCCGCGCCACCGACAUCGUGGUGCUCUCCCCAGAAUCCUCCCCCCUGCGGCCGUACCAGUCCAGCUCAGAGGACAGCAGCUCCGAACACUCCGCCUCCUCCUAUGUGCCAGGCCAGGACACGCCCGCAGAGAUCCCCAAGCUCUGCCCUCCACCAUACGGCUUCCACUUGGCAGCGCCCACGAAGGGGCUGCCGGGUUUGAACAUACAGCCCCUCUCCCCUCAGGACAAGCGCUUGGUGGGCCGGUGCAGCCCUCAGCAAAGACCUUGGCAGGACGGGUCGGCGUCUGCCAGGAGGACACCCAAGCUCCCGCCCCCUUACACCAGGGUUCUGCGUACGCCCUCGCUGAAAGAGUACACCAACCGGGCCGUCCGCAUGAUGCCCAGGGAGGUUGUGUCGGAGGAGCUCAAGUCCUGGCACCAGCGCAGUCAGAGUGUGCCGGGCUGUGCGGAGCUGCAGAGCCCCCUGGGAGUCAAGAGUCCCACUUUACUGCACAUGCCUCCAUUUAAUAAGGGUUCAGGUAAUUUGGUUCUCCAGAGAGCUGCAGACGGGACGCCAGUCCAGUGGUUUGUUGCAGAGGACCAUGAAAUUGUGAGCCAGGUGUAGCUCACCGUUGGAAUAAUUUGUUUCAGUCGUCGUAUGAUCUAUGCUGCCCUUUUCUAUCGUUUGUAUUUAAGGCUGUAUUUAUUUAAGUAUUUGGAUUCUUGAGAUUAUAUGCAGAAAAUGUGCACCCACAGAUGAGCAUAGUUCCCCUUCGUCUAUAAUUUAGAACUUAAUGUAUGAAGUAUUUAUUUUCAAAUGCUUUUUAGUGGGGGCCACGGUGUAUGACUGGUGAGCACAUCUGCCUCACAGUUCUGAGGACCUGGGUUCAAAAUCGGCCUCGCCUGUGUGGAGUGUGCAUGUUCUCCCCGUGCCUGCGUUUUCUCCCACAUCCCAAAAACAUGCACGAUAGGUUAGUUGAAAACACUUUCGCGUAGACGUGAAUGUGAGUGCGAAUGGUUGUUUGUUUAUAUGUGUCCGGCGAUUGGCUGGCGACCAGUUCAGGGUCUACCCCGCUUUUAGCCCGAAGAUAACUGGGAUAGGCUCCAGCGCACCCACGACCCUGGUGAGGAUAAGCGGUACAGAAGAUGGAUGGAUGGAUGGAUGCUUUUUUAGUCGAUGCUUCUCCAAUUUGGAGCUCAAUGUUUUAUGCAGAACUCAUUUUGCACAUAGAAAUUCACCCAGCAUUCCUAAUAUAAUUUAUUUAUCAACUAUUGGAAGGUUGUUGCUCGUAACAUAGACUACUAAAGGUUUGAUGUAAACGCAUUGCUUGUGAGUAAAAUAUCGUUAAAAUUUAACAUGGAACAUGUUGCAUUGAAAGAUGAAUUAUUGCUCACUGACGCCUUUAACGGUGUUUUGACUGUUGUUCUUGCAGAAUGUUGUUACUAACCAGGUGAUUGUAUUUUUUCUAUAUUUAUAGUAAAGCAUGUACAAUUGAACACUGUGGGCCUUUUCUGCCUAUAGAUACCUUUUAAAAAAAACUAGAAAGCAAAGACUGCAUGAAAAUGAUUAAAGGAGACAUACAGUAUUGCAUUUUUUCACAAUUCAAAACAAUUCCCACAUAAUGAAAGGUCUGUGACAUUUUUUGGUCAAAGUACACAAAGGAUAAAGAAAUUAUUUAACAUCCGUUUGUCACGCGCUGCGGGAAUUCACUCAGUUUAGGGGUGGAGUGUGGUUCUGUCCGAUGCAAAUGAGCCACUGCUAAUUCCAUCGGAGUCCAGAGACUCCCAAAAUAUUCAGUAAAAGUAUCAUUUGUACUUUCCUCGUGCAGUCAGCACUUCACACAUUGUAAUUCAGCAAAAAAAAAUACAGAACCGCCCGCUCACAGAAACCUUUUUAUUAAGCUAACAAAAGAUUCACUUUUUAGUUUAAUUUCACAUGUGAUGAUGGCACUCCAAAGACCCACCUUUUUUUAUACAAGCAUUUAAAAGGUACAUUUUCCAUAGUAUGUCCACUUCAAUAUUCUUACACAAAGAGAAAAAUCCAGGUAAUAAAGGCGAGAAGCACAAAGACGCAGAGCAGCAAACAGCGACAACGAGCGAAAGGCCGUUGCCUGCGCAGCGAUCCAUCUCUGAAAACGACAGCCAUCAUCAUCAUCAUUAGAUUAUUUUAUUAGGAUUCAAUCGUCAACAAAAAUAAAGACCUACUCAG